CUUACACGAAUGCAGGGUCGUUAUCGUCAUUCUCUCUUUUCUCAUAAAAAACAUUAAAAAAUAAAAGAAAAAGGCACAACAACGAAUCCAUUAUUCCAACACCACUCCGAUACCCAAACCCUAUUCCCCAAACCAAAAUCUUCGAUUCUCACUCCCAGCAACGACUAUGGGAUCCUCCGCGAUGGUGUUGGACCCAAAGCCUCAAUCGGAGCCACCACCGUCUCUUCCGUCGACCAAAUCCGAUUACCUUCAAGGCGGUUUCGGCGGUGACUUAACUUCCGAUGAAGACGACCUCUAUAGCCGCCUCAAAUCGCUUCAGAGACAGCUAGAGUUCAUCGACAUCCAAGAGGAAUAUGUGAAGGAUGAACAGAAGAAUCUGAAGCGCGAGCUUCUUCGCGCGCAGGAAGAGGUUAAGAGGAUCCAAUCGGUUCCACUUGUCAUUGGCCAGUUCAUGGAGAUGGUGGAUCAGAACAACGGCAUCGUUGGAUCCACCACAGGAUCCAACUACUAUGUUCGGAUCCUCAGCACUAUCAACCGUGAGCUUCUCAAGCCUUCCGCCUCCGUUGCUCUCCACCGCCACUCCAACGCGCUUGUCGAUGUUCUGCCGCCGGAGGCUGACUCCAGCAUCUCCCUCCUUAGCCAGUCUGAGAAGCCUGAUGUCACUUAUAAUGACAUCGGAGGCUGUGAUAUCCAGAAACAGGAAAUUCGUGAAGCUGUGGAGCUACCCCUUACACAUCAUGAGCUAUACAAACAAAUUGGUAUUGAUCCUCCUCGUGGUGUUCUCCUAUAUGGACCCCCUGGCACUGGUAAAACAAUGCUUGCCAAAGCUGUUGCUAAUCACACCACUGCCGCCUUCAUCAGGGUUGUGGGAUCUGAGUUUGUGCAGAAGUAUCUUGGUGAGGGUCCACGGAUGGUUCGUGAUGUAUUUCGCCUUGCAAAAGAGAAUGCCCCUGCCAUUAUAUUUAUUGAUGAGGUGGAUGCUAUAGCUACUGCUAGAUUUGAUGCCCAAACUGGGGCUGAUAGAGAAGUACAGCGUAUUCUUAUGGAGCUUUUGAAUCAGAUGGAUGGUUUUGAUCAAACAGUAAAUGUUAAAGUCAUAAUGGCAACUAACAGGGCAGACACUUUGGAUCCUGCUCUUUUGCGUCCUGGAAGGCUUGAUCGAAAAAUUGAGUUCCCUUUGCCUGAUAGACGCCAAAAGAGGCUUGUAUUUCAGGUUUGCACCGCUAAAAUGAAUCUGAGUGAUGAGGUGGACCUGGAGGAUUAUGUUUCCCGUCCUGACAAAAUUAGUGCUGCUGAGAUAGCAGCUAUUUGUCAAGAAGCAGGAAUGCAUGCUGUUCGCAAGAAUAGAUAUGUCAUACUGCCAAAGGACUUUGAGAAGGGUUAUAGGACAAACGUGAAGAAGCCUGACACUGACUUCGAAUUUUACAAGUGAUGAUGGAGGGGCUUUCCGGUGGUUUACGUGCGUGUGUGCAGCAUUCAUAUAUAGUCAAGGGUACAUUUCUAGAGGAAUCUCGAAUCACAUCAAUAUUCGUGGGAAAUGAUGCAAUAUUUCUAUUUCUUCAGACUUUUCAUCUUAUAUGUAAUGUAGAUUAUUUAAUUUACUGAAUAGAUUAAUUGUGGCAGCUUACUAUUGAGUACAUAUUGCAUGCUUGGUUGAUUGUUGAGAACAUUACACGAGGGUUUGGAAAACGAAGUCUGAAAACAGUUUUAAAAAUGACUUCAAUUAGUUCAAUAUGCCUCUUGGCUGAUUGUUUUAAUGGCAAAAUGGUGUAUC
Messenger RNA from Abrus precatorius (Indian licorice), 1774 nucleotides. RefSeq names its product 26S proteasome regulatory subunit 6B homolog. The record is from RefSeq and is a predicted model, not a curated record. Gene Ontology annotation, molecular function: ATP hydrolysis activity; proteasome-activating activity; ATP binding. The transcript has 6 exons. Gene Ontology annotation, biological process: proteasome-mediated ubiquitin-dependent protein catabolic process. The coding region runs from base 167 to 1432 and encodes 421 amino acids. Gene Ontology annotation, cellular component: proteasome regulatory particle, base subcomplex. Lineage: Eukaryota; Viridiplantae; Streptophyta; Magnoliopsida; Fabales; Fabaceae.